This is a messenger RNA of Trypanosoma conorhini, 597 nucleotides long. RefSeq lists its product as uncharacterized. The coding region runs from base 1 to 597 and encodes 198 amino acids. Lineage: Eukaryota; Euglenozoa; Kinetoplastea; Trypanosomatida; Trypanosomatidae. The record is from RefSeq and is a predicted model, not a curated record. The transcript has a single exon.
AUGGCCUCAACGCGGUACAAAGUGAUCGAAAAGCCGGGCGGCCUCGGCGAAGUUGUGCAGGUGGCCGUGCGGGACGUGGGCGUGAACACCGGGGGAAACACGCCCGCCCUUUUAGUCUCGCCCCUGCGGGCGCCUGCCACGACUGCCGGCGCCGGUGUCCCCUGCCCGGGCGACGCCGCCGCGUGCGCCGCCUGUGCACGCAGGCAGCAGCGCGUGCAGCAGUUGGAGGCGCGGGUGGCGCAGCUGGAGCUGCAGUUGCGCGUCAACAACGUCCUGGGUGCUCUGAUGAGUAGUCUGGAGGCGCAGCAGGCGGCCCCCGGAAGACGCGGCGGCGCAGGCCGCUCACGCUCGCCGCGUUCGCGUGGGUCGCCCGGGCAGGAGGCGGGGGCCGCGGCGUCGGAUGUGACGGUGCUGAAGAUGAUGCAGGAGGAGCUCAAGCGGCAGGACCUGAUCCACGCCCUGAUGGACCUCCUGGAGCGCCCAACGCAUGCGGAGCGGAUUGAGAUCAUGAAGCCCGUGUCGAAGACCGCGCUGACGCUCUUGCUUGCCCCUCCCAAGGGUGCGUCCUCCGGCGCCGUGGCAAAGGCGACGAUGUAG